CAUAAAACUAAACACACAUAGUCAACUCCUCUCUUCCUCAUUACACCUAUAAGAAACUAAGAAUUAAAGAAGAGAAGAAGAUAAGUAAUGGAGGAGUUCACAUUCCCAUCCAUACCCCAAACCCUAACACCCACACACCAACUCCCCUUCCCCACUCCCACCCCCACCACCACCACCUCCUCUUCCUCCUCCUUUCUUCGGCUCCUCGCCUCUCCGCCGCCACCGCAAACCGCCUCUCCCAGCUUCCGCCGGAGCUUCUCCUCGACCGCCCUCCGCCGUAGCGUCCUACCGCCCUCGCCUUCUCUCAGCGACUGCGGUCGCCCUCCGCUCGACGUGGAAGAGCGGAUGGACAUGCUGUGGGAGGACUUCAACGACGAGCUGAGGGCUCAUCGGUGGUCGGUCAGGUUCGAACGCGACGAACGACGAUCCCCGACGCUGCGCGAGCAGAGACCUCCGCCGCCGCCGCCGUCGCCGCUGCUGCGCACGUCGCAGCUGCGGCGUAAGAAGCCGAGCUUGGAGGUGAUGUUGAGGGUGUUGAAGAAGCUCUUUGUGGUGCAAGGAGCUCACAACACUACUACUGCUACUACUACUGCUUCUUCUUCUUCUUCUUCUACUUCUUCUUCCAAAAAGAAAAGAAGUUCAUGAAGCAACACAAGUAAGAGAUUCAUUGGUCAAUAUAUAUAUAUAUAUAUAUAUAUAUAUAUAUAUAUAUAUAUGCACAUGUGUUUCACUACAAAAGGUUUGAUAUAGGAUUAUUUAAAAGUUGUUUGAAUUAGAAACAAAAGCAAAUUAUUGAAUCUGUGGCAUUGGUUUUUUAUAUGAGAAAUAUAUUGUCAUAAUGUUUAUUUA
Messenger RNA from Ananas comosus (pineapple), 849 nucleotides. RefSeq lists its product as uncharacterized. Bases 88 to 645 code for a protein of 185 amino acids. The transcript is spliced from 2 exons. The record is from RefSeq and is a predicted model, not a curated record. NCBI's taxonomy places the organism in Eukaryota, Viridiplantae, Streptophyta, Magnoliopsida, Poales, Bromeliaceae.